Molecule: messenger RNA, 1533 nt
Organism: Fusarium fujikuroi IMI 58289
Lineage: Eukaryota; Fungi; Ascomycota; Sordariomycetes; Hypocreales; Nectriaceae
Product: related to trichodiene oxygenase cytochrome P450
Exons: 2
Coding region: 1-1533 (510 amino acids)
Molecular function (GO): heme binding; monooxygenase activity; iron ion binding
Source: RefSeq, a predicted model, not a curated record
AUGGAUCAGCCACUGGCCGGCAUCCUUGCCCAUGCACAAGAGCUUCUUGGCCAUCGAGAUAAAAACACCUUUAUGAUUGGCUUUGCAGUAGUGUCUGCUGUUGUAUACUUCUUGUACGCAGCUAUUGACAGACUCUACAAACUUCACUUUCACCCGCUGGCCAAAUUCCCCGGCCCCAAGGAAGCCUCCCUAUCACAGAAUUGGCUGCUUCGUGUUUCUGAGCAAGGAAAUCCUGAACAUGUAUUCAAAGAUUUACAUGAGAAUUACAAUUCGAGAGCGAUCCGAAUCGGCCCUAACGAACUACACAUCGACGAUGUCAAACUGUACAAGGAUAUAUACAACCAAAGUUCAACUUACAUCAAACACGACGCAUUCUAUGCCGGCUUCAAUACUCCGCACAGUGUCUUUGCCGAACAUAUUCCCAGUCUUCACAAGGAGCGACGACGUCGUCUGAACCCAUUCUUUUCCCGCCGCGCUAUUGGGCAGCUAGAAGGUUUGCUCAAGGAGAAGAUUGAAGAGCUCGGAAGACGCAUCGAUGGUCAAGAAGGCCCUUACAACAUCUUCAACGCUGUACGAUGCACCACUGUCGAUAUUAUUUCUCACUACAGUCUUGGAAAGCCGCUUGGACAGCUUGAGAAGAGCGAUCAGGGGUUCAAUGGGGACUUCCUCAAGACAUUCGACGCCCUUUCCAAGGUCCUUUGGAAGUUCAUGUACAAGCCGACUUUUCGAAAGAUCAUGACCAGUUUCCCCCCGAGAAUCGCUAAGACUGCGAGCAAAGAGAUUCGCCUCAUGUUCACGAUCUAUGAUGCGUGCUAUGCGGCUGCGAGCAACUUUAAAAGAAAUCCACCACAGUCUUCUUAUGGCACUAUCUUUUCUAGCCUCUCGGAUCUUGGUGAACAAGAGAUGGGAGCUGAAGCAUGCGACCUCCUUGUAGCAGGAUCUGAUACCACAGCAUAUUCUCUAGCAGUAGCUAUCAGUCAGAUCGCUAAGAACAGCCGGGUCAGUAGGAGGCUUGUAGAAGCCUUGGAUGCUCGUGCUAUUAAUACAGAGAGCUUGCCGCCCUUGGUGGACUUGGAACAGAUUGAGUAUCUCAAUGCUUCAGUCCGUGAAGCAGUACGGUUUGCCAUUGCUGCACCGGGGAGACUUCCGCGGGUUGUCCCCAGCAACGGGCCGCCUCUAGUCGUGGAUGGCCAGGUCGUUCCUCCGGGUAGUGUCAUUGGCAUGUCAGCUUACACCAUGAACUUCAGCAAGGAGCUCUGGGGCGAGGACGCCGAUACGUUUAAUCCUGAUCGUUGGCUUGGUGCUGGAGGGAAGGCUCUUGAUGCCAAUAUGUGUUCGUUCUCCAAAGGCAUACGGAGUUGUCUCGGACAGAACUUGGCAUAUGCAGAGAUGCACUACAUUCUCGCAUAUUUGUUCAAGAAGUACGAGGUUAGGUUGGUGGAUAAGGAGGCCAAGGUGGAAGCCCUUGAUCGGUUUACGAGUUAUGUCAGUAGUCACGCUGUUAUGGUAGACUUGGGGCUACGUGAAGCUUAA